ACUUCAAAAUCCAAAAUAAUAUAAGCGCCAACCCACACAAAAGCAUCUCCUCGCUGUUGCUCACUUUUUAUUAAACUAUUAUUUUAAUAUUCAAACCAAUCUCAAAUUCUAAUUCUUAAACGUCUCCGUCUCUCUAUUUUCUUUUCUCGUCGUUCUACCUAUUGUAGCUGCUGCUGCUAAAUUUGGAAUACCAAUUUUUCGAUUAGGGUUCGGUUUUCUCAAGAACACAUAUUAUUAUCGUUAUUAUGGCUCCUAAUGAUCCUAAACAAACUAGUAGUAGCAGUGGCGGCGGUGGAUUCUUCUCCUCCUUCGUCUCCAGUUUGUCCGCCAUGACCAGAUCAGUCAACGGUUUACUGGGAUACGAGGGGCUAGAAGUUGUUAAUCCUGAAGGAGGCAAUGAAGACGCGGAAGAAGAAGCUAAGAAAGGAAGAUGGAGACAGGAGGACAGGGAUAGCUAUUGGAAGAUGAUGCAGAACUAUGUAGGAUCAGAUAUCACAUCUAUGGUGACACUUCCUGUUCUUAUUUUUGAGCCAAUGUCAAUGGUGCAGAAAAUGGCAGAGUUGAUGGAGUACUCACAUUUAUUGGAUCUUGCUGAUGAAUGCGAGGAUCCCCACAUGCGGUUGGUGUAUGCUGCAUCGUUUUUCAUAUCUAUCUACUUUGCCUUCCAACGCACAUGGAAGCCAUUUAACCCAAUUCUUGGCGAGACUUAUGAGAUGGUUAAUCAUGGCGACCUUACAUUCAUAUCAGAGCAGGUUAGUCAUCACCCUCCAAUCAGUGCUGGACAUGCUGAAAAUGAGCAUUUCACAUAUGAUAUAACUUCGAAGGUCAAAACUAAGUUCUUAGGGAACUCGCUCGAGAUCUAUCCUCUUGGAAGGACGCGGGUAACCCUAAAAAGGGAUGGUGUAGUUCUUGAUUUGGUGCCGCCUCUCACAAAAGUUAGCAACUUAAUCUUUGGACGAACUUGGAUUGACUCGCCUGGGGAGAUGGUCUUAACAAACAUGACAACCGGGGACAAAGUUGUACUUUAUUUUCAACCUUGUGGUUGGUUUGGUGCCGGUCGCUAUGAAGUGGAUGGAUAUGUUUAUAAUGCGAAUGAGGAGCCCAAAAUAUUGAUGACUGGAAAGUGGAAUCAAUCGAUGAGUUAUCAGCCUUGUGACCUGGAAGGAGAACCACGUCCAGGCACCGAACUAAAGGAGGUCUGGAGAGUUGCAGAAACUCCCAAAAACGACAAGUUUCAGUACACACAUUUUGCACACAAGAUCAACAGCUUUGACACUGCUCCAAAGAAGUUAUUAGCAUCUGAUUCCCGUCUACGUCCUGAUAGAUAUGCUCUUGAGAAAGGCGAUAUAGGCAAAGCUGGCCAUGAGAAGAGCAGUCUGGAGGAGCGACAGAGAGCUGAGAAGAGAAGCCGAGAGGCCAAGGGUCAACAGUUUGUUCCCAGAUGGUUUGAUCAAACCAAUGAGAUUCACCCAACUCCAUGGGGCAACUUGGAAGUGUAUCAGUACAAUGGCAAAUAUAGCGAACAUCGUGCUGCUAUAGAUAGCUCGGAUAGCAUUGAGGAGAUUCACUUCGGUUCAAUAGAAUUCAACCCUUGGCAAUAUGAUAAUGUAGCUGCUGCGGAAUGAGCAUUGCUUCGAUGUUGUUUACUUGUAUCAUAUUUUUUAAUUAUUUAAUUAUUCAGUCUUAGUAGUUUUUUUACUUAAAUGUUAUUAUGACAGCAGUUUGAAUCUGGUUUUGCAGUUUGAAUCGUAUUUGCAGUUUUGUUA
This is a messenger RNA of Mercurialis annua (annual mercury), 1766 nucleotides long. Its product is annotated as oxysterol-binding protein-related protein 3B-like. Gene Ontology annotation, molecular function: sterol binding. NCBI's taxonomy places the organism in Eukaryota, Viridiplantae, Streptophyta, Magnoliopsida, Malpighiales, Euphorbiaceae. Gene Ontology annotation, cellular component: membrane; cytosol; intracellular membrane-bounded organelle. The transcript is spliced from 10 exons. The record is from RefSeq and is a predicted model, not a curated record. The coding region runs from base 246 to 1625 and encodes 459 amino acids.